UUAAUAGCUAAUAGCAAUAAAUCAUACAAAAAAUUUGUAUUUUAACUUAAUUUUCUGCUAAAAAUUAAAGUUUUAAAAUGUGUGUCAUACUUGAAUAUGUUUGACAUCUAACCACAUCCUUGUCCAAAGUAGUGAAAACAAACCAAGCAGAACUUAAGGGCUCUUUUAAAGAAAUGUAUACUUCUAGUAAAUAAUUAAUAAUGGAUGAUUGCCCAGUACCUAACAGUAAUUAUGCCCUCCAAUUGGCGCUACAAACAAUGAAAGAAAGGUGUAUGCAGCUGCAGAAGAGAGUAGCCACAUUACAAGAAGAAAACAUUGCACUAAAAGCCAACUCACCACAAAUCCAUGACAAUAUCUCACAUAAUUCACUAGAAAUUAAAGUCUCCAAGCUAACAGAAGAGAGAAACCAACUGAAAAACACCAUAACAAUGGUUGCAUCAGAGAAUAAACAGCUGUGGUCAAGUCUUUCCAGAUUAACCCAUGACAGCAAGUCUUUUGGUUCCAAAAUAGACAAUCUAAGCCCAAAUGAAAAGACUCACAUGCCUCUGAUAAGAUCCAGGACUUUCACACAAGAAGCACCUCAUACCAAACAUCUACAUAAGGUUUUAUCAGAGAAUGAUAAAGUCAGCUUAGAACUAGAAGAUAUUUCAUUAAAACUACAAAAUGAUGAAGCAAAUCACAUAAAUGAAGAUGUGGCUGUGCCAGAAAUAGACAUAACUAGCCUAGAAGGCAGCUUGGAUUCCCUAGGAUUUAAUUAUCUAGAAGAUGAAGAUAUUGAUGAUUCACUGAGUGAUUGCAUUGAACAGCAUUUGAUUGAUUUGAAGAAUAUUAAAGUAAUGCUCACACAUCAUAAUGACAAGUUGAGGACAUCUGUGGAUCAUUUGAUAAUACAUAAAUUAGAUUUAGAAACAAGCAAAGAAUUGCAAGAGAAGAGGAAAUUGGAGCGAUGCGCGACAAAAACCAUUCAAGUUAACAUUGAAGAUGAAGAAAGGGAAUUGGCGAAAGAAAAAGAAAAGGAGGAGAGUAAAAUAUCUGAACAACAACAUUGGGGUACACCGGAUAGUUCCUUGAAGCUGGAUAGGAAUAGUGAUAAGAUUUGUCCAAUGUGCAAUCAGAAAUUUCACUUUGAUGUGGAUUUCGAUGUGUUUACGCGGCAUGUGGAGGAACAUUUUUUAGACAAUAAUCUGUUAAGGUUAUGAUUAAUAUGAGUAAAUUGUAUUUAUUUAUUGCAUGUUUUCGGAUGUUAAGGUGGAAUUUUAUGGCAGUUGUGUUUUUAUAUAAUUUCUAUCACUUUGAAGCACUGAAAACUAUGAAAAAUAUUUCUAAAUAACAAAAUGGCCGUCUUCUACCGCUCGAACUGCUGUUUUUUCUAUUUUUGAAUGCGUUAAUUCAGUAAAUCAGCUAAAAAAUUAUUAAAACCUUAUUGUAACAAUGAUUUUGUUCCUAAUUUAGUUAAAAUUACGUCCAAUUCUGCAAAUUUUUAUGACAUCUAGGCAAAAA
This is a messenger RNA of Dalotia coriaria, 1500 nucleotides long. It is a transcript of the gene spn-F, whose product is annotated as Protein spindle-F. The record is from RefSeq and is a predicted model, not a curated record. Lineage: Eukaryota; Metazoa; Arthropoda; Insecta; Coleoptera; Staphylinidae. Bases 201 to 1199 code for a protein of 332 amino acids. The transcript has a single exon.